AUGACACAACUGCCGCGUAGCGACACUUACCUCGAGAUUAUUCGGCUGAACGCGCUCGCCGCCGAAACGCCCUUUUGUUGCCCUCUCUCUCACCCCUCUCUUCCCGUCGCGCUCUCUCUAUCCGCGCUCUUCCCGUCGCCUCCCUUCCCAUCACGCUCUCUCUCCCCCCUCCCUUCCCAUCGUGCUCUCUCUCUCUCUCUCUGCUCCCUUCCCUUCGCCCUCUCUCCCGUCGCCCUCUCUCUACCCCCUCCCCUCCCACCGCGCUCUCUCUCUCUCCGCUCCCUUCCUGUCGCCCUCUCUCCCGUCGCCCUCUCUUCCAUCGCCCUCGCUCUCUCCUUCGCUCUGUCCCGUCGCCCUCUCUCCCGUCGCCCUCUCUCCUAUGGCCCUCGCUCUCUCUUUUGCUCUGUCCUGUCGCCCUCUCUCCCGUCGCCCUCUAUCUCUCACGUCGCCCUCGCUCUAUCCCGUCGCCCACGCUCUCUCCCGUCGCCCCCGCUCUCUCCCGUUGCCUCGCGAAAUUUUCUGCCGUCUCGUAGUAAUAUCGACCUUGCUAUCCCCCUUCCUGAAGCUCAAAGUAUUCAGUGA
Closterium sp. NIES-65 is the source of this 582-nucleotide messenger RNA. The record is from the annotation of a GenBank genome assembly. Lineage: Eukaryota; Viridiplantae; Streptophyta; Zygnematophyceae; Desmidiales; Closteriaceae.